CUUUAGAUUCCAAUCUUAGUUUUGCAACUUCACUCUCAUCUUUGAUUCCUCCUUUAAGAAGUAGCCACUUAGAAAAGAAAAGAGGAGAAACUACCCCUCUCUCAAUCGUAAUGGCAUCUUUUGAUGAAGCUUCAACAUUGGAACUCAUUAGGCAACACCUCUUGACUGACUUUGCUUCCAUGGACAGCUUCAUCUCCAAUCUUGAUGAUCUUUGCAGCACUUCCACCACCAGUACUACUGAUGACUACUACAUCAAGACUGAAUCAACAGAAUUUGAUCCCUUUGAUCAACCACAAUUCAAUCUGCAAACUAAAUCUAGCAUUGAAUUCAAGCCUCAAUAUUCCUCACCAAAGUCUUCAACUUCUCUAAGCCAGAGAAAACCAUCCGAGAUCAAGGACAUAGCCAUACCUCCACCAGCACCCUUGAACAUGAACCCACAAGUAGCACAGCCAGUGGUGAACAAGACAGAUUUGUCUAGUGAACAAGAUAGGCAUUACAGGGGUGUUAGGCGUAGGCCUUGGGGAAAAUAUGCAGCGGAGAUCCGUGACCCUAACAAAAAAGGCGCUCGUGUAUGGCUUGGAACAUUUGAUACUGCCAUUGAAGCUGCAAAGGCUUAUGAUAGCGCUGCUUUCAGGUUACGAGGAAGCAAAGCGAUCUUGAAUUUCCCUCUUGAAGCUGGCAAGUCGAAUUCUCAACAACCUGAACAAUUCUUGGGAACUUAUUGCAAAAAAAGAAAGUUUGAAGGAAUAAGGAGUGGCAUGGAAGGUACUAAUUCUAGCACUAAUAAGGUGGUGAAGAGGGAGACUUCUUCACCGGAAAGUGAGGUCAAAGCCGUCGCUUCGGAACCAUUAACGCCGUCAAAUUGGAAGGGGUUUUGGGACGGUGAAACCAUGGGGAUAUUUGGUGUGCCACCAUUAUCGCCGUUAUCUCCACAUCCUUCAUUUGGAUAUUCAAGGCUCAUGGUUGUUUGAAGGAGAGAGGGUCGACAUGUCGGUUGGUUGUUUAUUUACUAACUUAGGAAAUAUCUGUUGGCCAAAAAGUGUCACAGAUCACGUAGUGAUGAGGAAGUCUCUCUCUCUCUCUAUAUAUAUAUAGACACACAUACAUACACCUACUAAGAGCCUUAAAUGCAACUAUGAUUGCGUUUGUUGAAGAUAAGUUUUGCAAGAUUGUGUUUGUUCUUUGAUUGCAUUUAUUCAAUGAAAUGGGCUUUUAUUGCUAAUUUUUUUUUU
Messenger RNA from Populus euphratica (Euphrates poplar), 1232 nucleotides. Its product is annotated as ethylene-responsive transcription factor ERF105-like. Gene Ontology annotation, molecular function: DNA binding; DNA-binding transcription factor activity. Gene Ontology annotation, biological process: ethylene-activated signaling pathway; regulation of DNA-templated transcription. NCBI's taxonomy places the organism in Eukaryota, Viridiplantae, Streptophyta, Magnoliopsida, Malpighiales, Salicaceae. The transcript has 2 exons. The coding region runs from base 111 to 971 and encodes 286 amino acids. The record is from RefSeq and is a predicted model, not a curated record.